UUCCAAGAAUAGUAUGAAUAUAGAUAAUUUACUAGAUAAUGAUAAAUCUCCACCUACAAGAUAUCAGGUAAAGCGAAUAAUAAAGGAAAAUAGUGAUGAAUUUUCUAUUAUCAACAGUUUCACAAUGUAUCACCGAGCACUUCGCGUUAUAGCAUAUGUUUAUCGUUUUUGCAAUUUAGCCUCCAAAAAGGUUGCCAAUUGUGCAGAAACUUUAACGCAGAACGAGCUCAACAAUUCUAAGGCUGUUUUAAUUCGGUUGACACAAAGGGCGUAUUACGCUGAGGAAUAUGAAGAUUUGUCUAAAUCCAUAGCUAUUUCGAAAAAAAGCUCAUUAAUAACCUUGAAUCCAUUUUUAGAUUCUAACGGUCUUCUCAGAGUUAACGGCCGCUUAGUUAAUUCAUCGAUGAGCUAUGACGAAAGGUUUCCCAUAAUCAUUCCAUACAAAUCGAAUUUAUGUGAAAUGAUUUUGGAAUUUAUUCAUAAAAAUUUGAUGCAUGCAGAUGUUUCAUUAAUGAUCAGCAUGGUUCGAUACCAAUUCUACAUCCCAGCUCUGAGGAAAGCAAUUAAAAAAUGUAUAAAUAAAUGUUUAAUUUGUGUUCGUUACAAGCAAAGAGUAUUAUCUCAGAUUAUGGCUGCCUUACCAGCAGAGAGAACUACGUUUUCUUUACCAUUCACAUUUACAGGUGUAGACUUCGCCGGUCCAUUUCAGAUAAAGGCUGGACAUCUGAGAAACUCUCCUUAUAUGAAAGGCUACGCCUGCAUAUUUGUCUGCUUUGCUACUCGGGCUAUACACCUAGAGCCAUGUUCUAACCUUUCAUCCGAAGCCUUUCUUGCUACCUUUGAUAGGUUUGUCGGAAGGCGAGGUUUGCCGAGACGUCUGAUGUCUGACAAUGGUACGAAUUUCGUAGGCGCAAGUAAAACCUUGCUUGCUGAAUAUGCAAUGUUUUUAAAGCAAUCCUCAAAGGACAUAUCUGAAAAAUAUGCUAUCCACGGCUUCGAGUGGAAAUUCAUACCCCCUAGUGCACCGCACAUGGGAGGCCUGUGGGAAGCUGGAGUAAAAAGCUUCAAGCUUCACUUUAGGAAAGUUGUAGGGAACCAAAAGUUUAAUUUUGAGGAAUUCUCUACUCUUUUAGUUAGGAUUGAAGGCGUUCUCAACUCUCGUCCGUUAUCUCCAAUGACAGAGGAUCCCGGGGACUUAGCAGUUUUAACGCCCGGACACUUUCUACGAGGUUCACCAAUAAUGGUUCCACCAGAAAUGCCAAUAGAGGAUUUGAAUAUGUCUCUCCUCAAUCGAUGGGAAAAACUGAAGGCUCUUCAUCAUCGAUUUUCUCAGAGAUGGAAAACAGAAUACCUGCAAGAGCUACAUAAACGCUACAAAUGGCGUUAUCCAAAAAGGAGUUGGUUGUAGGCGAUUUCGUGAUCAUAAAA
Molecule: messenger RNA, 1428 nt
Organism: Lucilia sericata (common green bottle fly)
Lineage: Eukaryota; Metazoa; Arthropoda; Insecta; Diptera; Calliphoridae
Exons: 1
Coding region: 14-1408 (464 amino acids)
Biological process (GO): DNA integration
Molecular function (GO): nucleic acid binding
Source: RefSeq, a predicted model, not a curated record